This is a messenger RNA of Fusarium redolens, 1782 nucleotides long. Its product is annotated as major facilitator superfamily domain-containing protein. Gene Ontology annotation, molecular function: transmembrane transporter activity. Lineage: Eukaryota; Fungi; Ascomycota; Sordariomycetes; Hypocreales; Nectriaceae. Gene Ontology annotation, biological process: transmembrane transport. The record is from RefSeq and is a predicted model, not a curated record. Bases 1 to 1782 code for a protein of 593 amino acids. The transcript is spliced from 3 exons.
AUGGCCAUCGAUCCUCAACCAAGUUCCCCUUCGCUGUCCUCCGAGACCAUUGCAAACGACAAUAUCGGCAAUGACAACAAUGUGAACGAACCCAGCGUCGAGCCAAAGACACAAGAGCAUCAGCAUCCAGUACCACCUCGACUCUCUCGAAUCUACAGUCAAGCACACCAUAUCAGUCCAUCGUUCAUCGACCAGAACUAUCCAGGAGAAGGCACAACACAGUCUCCUUAUCGCAUCAACUUCCUCCCCGAUGAUACUCAAAAUGCUCUGUUGUUUCCCCGAUGGAAGAAGUGGGCGUUUGUUGGUCUUCAAUCUCUAGCAUGUCUCGCAACUACAUUUGCCAGUUCGGCGUAUUCAGGUGGUAUCAAGCAAGUCAUUCGCGCUUUUGGCAUCUCCCAAGAAGUCGCUACGCUUGGAAUAUCCCUUUAUGUCCUGGGUUUUACGUUCGGUCCUUUGAUCUGGGCACCAUUGUCGGAGCUUUACGGGCGAAAGAAGGUCUUUUUCUACACCUUCAUGGUUGCAACAGCAUUCAGCGCUGGAGCAGCCGGAGCGGGAUCCAUCGCCUCUUUGUUGGUUCUUCGAUUCCUUACUGGAUCUAUUGGCUCUGCACCUCUUUCCAAUGCGCCAGCUCUCAUUGCAGACAUGUUUGACAAGUCGGAGCGAGGCUUGGCUAUGUGCAUGUUCUCGGGAGCCCCUUUCCUGGGACCCGCUAUCGGCCCCAUUGCGGGAGGCUUCCUUGGCGAGGCUGCAGGUUGGCGCUGGCUCCACGGGCUCAUGGCCGCCUUCACUGGCGUUACCUGGAUUGCCUGCACCGUCUUCAUCCCGGAGACAUACGCGCCGUACAUCCUGCGCAAGCGCGCCCAGCACAUGGCGAAGCUCACGGGCAAAGUAUACAUCUCCAAUCUCGACGCGGACAAGCCACCAAGCUCGGCUGCUCACCAGCUCAAGAACGCGCUCACCAGACCCUGGCUGCUGUUGUUCAAGGAGCCUAUCGUCUUCAUUACCUCCAUUUAUAUCUCCAUCAUCUACGGCACCAUGUACAUGUGCUUUGCCGCGUUUCCCAUUGUCUUUCAGAAGGGGCGAGGCUGGAGCCAAGGAAUCGGUGGACUUGCAUUCACUGGCAUUGUCAUCGGAGUUGUUCUCUCCAUCAUCAGCUUCGCCUUUGAAGACAAGCGCUACGCUCGUGCGGCUCAGAGGAGAGGUGCCCCGAUGGAGCCCGAAGACAGACUGCCACCAGCCAUUAUGGGAUCUCUUCUCAUUCCCAUUGGCUUGUUUUGGUUCGCUUGGACAACCUUUCCUAGUGUACACUGGAUCGUCCCCAUCAUCGGUACCGUGUUCUUUGCCUGGGGUCUCGUCCUUGUGUUCAUGGCCCUCUUGAACUAUCUCAUUGACUCUUACGUCAUCUUUGCUGCAUCCAUCAUGGCAGCAAACUCUGCCCUUAGAUCACUGUUUGGUGCCGCCUUUCCUUUGUUCACAAGGCAGAUGUAUGACGGCCUCGGAGUUCAGUGGGCAAGUUCCAUCCCAGCCUUCCUUGCGCUAGCUUGUGUCCCCUUUCCCUUCCUCUUCUACAAGUACGGACGCCAGAUCCGCAUGAAGUGUGAGUACGCUGCAGAGGCUGCCAACGUUCUUCAGAAGAUGCGGUCUCUUCAUGUUACUGUAACAGAAGAUGACGCCAUGAAUGAGGCUGAAGAGAUGUGGAGGGCUAGAACUCACAACAGCCACGCAUCAGCCGCUCACAGCCACGGUCAUCGUCGAUCUCAGAGCUAUACUCGCUCUGUUUGA